AAAUUUGGGCAAAUGGAUGGAGGCAACCAGAGCAAGGACUCAGAGUUCCUACUCCUGGGGAUCUCAGAGAGACCUGAGCAGCAGCGAAUCCUGUUUUGGAUGUUCCUGUCCAUGUACCUGGUCACGGUGGUGGGAAAUGUGCUCAUUAUCCUGGCCAUAAGCUCUGACUCCCGCCUGCACACUCCCAUGCACUUCUUCCUGGCCAACCUCUCCUUCACUGACCUCUUCUUCGUCACCAACACAAUCCCUAAGAUGCUGGUGAACCUUCAGUCCCAGAACAAGGCCAUCUCCUACGCGGGGUGUCUGACGCAGCUCUACUUCCUGGUCUCCUUGGUGGCUCUGGACAACCUCAUCCUGGCUGUGAUGGCAUAUGACCGCUAUGUGGCCAUCUGCCACCCCCUCCACUACACCACAGCCAUGAGCCCUCAGCUCUGUAUCUUGCUCCUUACAUUGUGUUGGGUCCUGUCUGUCCUCUAUGGCCUCAUCCACACACUCCUCAUGACCAAAGUGACCUUCUGUGAGUCACGGAAAAUCCACUACAUAUUCUGUGAGAUGUAUGUCCUGCUACGACUUGCAUGUUCCGACACACAGAUUAAUCACACGAUGCUGAUUGCCACGGGCUCCAUUAUCUUUCUUGCUCCCUUUGGAUUCAUGAUCAUGUCCUACAUCUGGAUCGUCAGAGCCAUCCUUCGAAUACCCUCAGCCUCUAACAAGUAUAAAGCCUUCUCCACAUGUGCCUCCCAUUUGGCAGUGGUCUCCCUCUUCUAUGGAACGCUUUGCAUGGUAUACCUGAAGCCCCUCCACACCUACUCCAUGAAGGACUCAGUAGCCACAGUGAUGUAUGCUGUGGUGACCCCCAUGAUGAACCCUUUCAUCUACAGCCUGAGGAACAAGGACAUGCAUGGGGCUCUGGGAAGACUCCUAAGGAAACCCUUUCAGACACUGACAUGA
This is a messenger RNA of Nycticebus coucang (slow loris), 951 nucleotides long. Its product is annotated as olfactory receptor 1D2. NCBI's taxonomy places the organism in Eukaryota, Metazoa, Chordata, Mammalia, Primates, Lorisidae. The transcript has a single exon. The coding region runs from base 13 to 951 and encodes 312 amino acids. Gene Ontology annotation, biological process: G protein-coupled receptor signaling pathway. Gene Ontology annotation, molecular function: G protein-coupled receptor activity; olfactory receptor activity. Gene Ontology annotation, cellular component: membrane. The record is from RefSeq and is a predicted model, not a curated record.